Molecule: messenger RNA, 1852 nt
Organism: Cornus florida
Lineage: Eukaryota; Viridiplantae; Streptophyta; Magnoliopsida; Cornales; Cornaceae
Exons: 8
Coding region: 311-1522 (403 amino acids)
Biological process (GO): nuclear-transcribed mRNA catabolic process, nonsense-mediated decay
Source: RefSeq, a predicted model, not a curated record
UAAAAUGUUGGUCGGUAAUAUCCAACUAGCUGAUUGCCGGAUGGGGUGAUCUGGGACAAAAAUGUAUAGUUUAGAAGGGUUUUUGUAAUUUUUAUAGUCCAGGGGGUUUGUUGCAAAUUCACUCAUAGUUGAGGGUUUCUUUUUUCUUUUUUUUUUUCUUUUUUUUUCUUUUUUUUUUUUUUUUUUUUUUUUUGCAUUUUAUCCUUUAUUAAAUGAUCCUUAUUUAUUUAAUUUUUAUUUUGGUAAUUAACCUCAACUCAGUUUUUCGAGAGGUGGUUGAUUAGCAUAGAGAGAGAGAGGGAGUUCAUCAAUGGCAGGCACCGGAGGGAGCUCAUCUUCGAACCAGUCAGCUGCUCCCAAAAUCUUAUUGGCUAAGCCAGGACUCGUCACCGCCGGCAAAUUCAUCCGCGGCGGCCCUGCCGAUGACGAUUCUUCUGCUUCUUCUCUUCGCUCUCGUCUUCCCUCAAUCGGAUCUCUCAAUCUCCUCUCCGAUUCUUGGGAAUUCCACACCGAUCGCUUCCUCCCUUUUCUGACUGAUAAUACAGAAUUUACUGUGGUUGGAGUGAUUGGCCCGCCUGGAGUGGGCAAGUCCACGAUCAUGAACGAGCUUUAUGGCUUUGAUGGAACCUCACCUGGAAUGAUACCACCAUUUUCUAUACAGUCCGAAGAAACCAAAGCAAUGGCUAGGCACUGUACUGUUGGCAUUGAACCAAGGAUUUCUGCUGAUCGGAUUAUACUUCUCGAUACCCAGCCCAUAUUUAGUCCUUCUGUUUUAGCUGAGAUGAUUAGACCUGAUGGUUCAUCCACAAUCUCAAUUUUAAAUGGUGAAUCUUUAUCUGCUGAGUUGGCUCAUGAACUGAUGGGCAUUCAGCUUGGCGUUCUCCUAGCAUCUAUUUGUCACAUAAUAGUGGUGGUAUCUGAGGGAUUUCACGAUAUUAACAUGUGGCAUUUGAUGUCGACGGUUGACUUGUUAAAACAUGGUAUUCCAGACCCAUCUUCCCCAACCCUUUCCCAUUCACAAAAUCCUAAUUUGAGUUCUGAAAAGGAAAACAAAGAUAAAGUUCAGGAUGGCGGAGAAGAGUAUAUGGCCGCUCCCGUUUUUGUGCAUACAAAACUACGCGAUCAACAUCUUACUCCACAUAAUUUUGUGCAACUGAAGAAAGCUCUUGGACAAUAUUUCCGAUCAUCUUCAUUCAUAGGAGCUAAAUACAAAGAGCAUAACUUUGCUUCCGUCUCUCCCAAUAUCCUAAACGGUGAUCCACAUUCAGCAGAGCUGAAAAUAUUCGCAAUCCCAUUUAAGAAUAAGGAUGACUCCCCUAGGGCACAGUAUGACAGUCAUACUUGUCUGUUAUGGAAACUACGGGAUCAGGUUUUAUCCAUGAAUGGUCCAUCCUUUGCAAGAACAGUAUCUGAACGUGACUGGCUGAAGAACUCUGCUAAGAUAUGGGAACUAGUGAAGAACUCUCCAAUUAUUGCCGAGUAUAGCAGAACGCUUCAAACUUCGGGAAUGUUUAGGAGGUAGCUACAAGGUCAUGAUCUCUCUCUCCCAUAGCGGACACGUUCAUAUUUUGCAUUGUCUGGGAAGAUAUAUUCAGUUUUCAUGUCUUUUGCCUUGUUAUUCACUUAUUCGUACACUGCAGAUUAGGGUUCUUAGGGUUUUGUUAUUCACUUGUUCUAUUUAGUUGGGGUAAUGUUUUUCAUGACUUAAAAACUUCCAGCACUUGCUAAUGGAUUUAAACGCUGGACAGAUGCUCUUUUAAAUUUCUAUUUUUAUCAAUGUAGAUUUUUAACUGGAUCAAUUAUGCCUUUAUUAAUCUCAAAUAAAGUAACUCAGACACCCGUUUCAGACUAA